UCGAGCAGUCGCGCGGCGGUUCCCGUGUUGUAUGUGCGCGCGCAGUUUGUUCAACCGCUCGAAAACUUACGAAUAUUUUCGUAUACAAAGAUGCAGCGUUCCGUCCAACAAGCGAACGGGGACGGCGUUCUUGGUUCUCCAAGAAAAAAACAAUGUUUAUCAAAUGAUUCGACUAAAGUUACUGUCGUUCUUGGAGCACAAUGGGGCGACGAGGGUAAAGGCAAGGUCGUCGAUAUGCUUGCCAUAGAUGCUGACGUCGUCUGCAGGUGUCAAGGAGGAAGCAAUGCCGGGCAUACUGUAGUAGUAGACGGUGCGGAGUUCCAUUUCCAUCUUCUACCCAGUGGAAUAAUGAAUCCUAGAUGCACGUCGGUUAUAGGAAAUGGGGUAGUAAUACAUCUGCCAGGUCUCUUUGAAGAGUUGGAAAGUAAUGAAGCCAAAGGUUUGAAAAACUGGCAAGAACGAUUAGUGAUUUCCGAUCGCGCACAUAUAGUAUUUGAUUUCCAUCAACAAGUUGAUGGCCUUCAGGAAUUAGAAAAGGGUACACAAUCUCUUGGUACCACGAAGAAGGGAAUUGGACCAACAUACUCAAGCAAAGCUGCCAGAAAUGGACUCAGGAUAUGUGAUCUCCUUGGAGAUUUUGAUAAGUUCUCACAGAAAUUUGAUAUGUUGGUGACAUCAUAUCAAAAAAUGUUCCCAGCAUUGCAUGUUGACGUGAAAGCAGAGCUACAACGAUAUAAAGAAUAUGCAGAAAGAAUAAGACCAAUGGUAAAAGAAACAGUUCAGUAUUUAAAUCAUUCAUUACGUGAAGGAAAAAAAGUAUUAGUUGAAGGCGCAAAUGCUGCAAUGUUGGACAUAGACUUUGGAACUUAUCCCUAUGUUACCAGUUCUAACUGCAGUAUAGGUGGUGUUUGUACUGGUCUUGGACUUCCACCAUCCUAUAUUGGAGAAGUUGUUGGAGUUGUUAAAGCAUACACUACAAGAGUUGGUGAUGGUCCAUUUCCUACCGAACUGUUAGAUGCUACUGGUGAAUUUUUACAGAAGAAAGGACAUGAAGUGGGAGUUACUACAAAUAGGAAAAGGCGUUGUGGUUGGCUAGAUUUAACUCUCCUUAAAUUUACCUCUAUGGUUAAUGGAUAUACAGCAAUAUGUCUGACAAAGUUAGAUAUUCUUGAUACACUACCAAAAAUUCGAAUUGGUGUAGGAUAUCGGUUGAAUGGUAAAGAGAUAGACUAUUUUCCCAGUAGUACUUCUGACUUAGCAAAAGUGGAAGUAAUUUAUGAAACUAUGGAUGGUUGGCAAUCGAAGACUGAGGGUGUACGUUCGUUGGAAAAAUUACCUCCCAAUGCCAGAAAAUACAUAAAAUUAAUAGAAGAUUAUCUCAAUGUACCAGUUAAAUGGAUUGGAGUGGGAGCAGGUCGUGAAAGUGUGAUCGCACUCUGACGUUAUAUUUAUUGUUUACAACAAUGGAAAUAUGUUUAUUUGUUCACUCAGUUUGCUAUUCUUUUGGUAAUAAUUGUAGUUUGCCGAAAGAGUUGAUGAAACAAACGCACAGAGAGUACACGACAAAAAAAAUAAUAGCAUUAAGCUUUUAAAUUUUAGUAGUAUAUAACGAUUUAAGAAGAGAAUGAAAGUCUCGUUUCUUCGAGUUCCUCCUUCUUAUUGGAUAAUUCAUAUUAAUUGUCUUAUCCAUUGUUCGAAUGUACAAUAAGAUACGUUAAUUAAAAUGUAUUUAUUUGAAA
Molecule: messenger RNA, 1739 nt
Organism: Megachile rotundata (alfalfa leafcutting bee)
Lineage: Eukaryota; Metazoa; Arthropoda; Insecta; Hymenoptera; Megachilidae
Gene: Adss
Product: adenylosuccinate synthetase
Biological process (GO): 'de novo' AMP biosynthetic process; IMP metabolic process
Cellular component (GO): cytoplasm
Molecular function (GO): adenylosuccinate synthase activity; GTP binding
Source: RefSeq, a predicted model, not a curated record